Molecule: messenger RNA, 564 nt
Organism: Lucilia sericata (common green bottle fly)
Lineage: Eukaryota; Metazoa; Arthropoda; Insecta; Diptera; Calliphoridae
Product: trafficking protein particle complex subunit 2-like protein
Exons: 5
Coding region: 111-530 (139 amino acids)
Biological process (GO): endoplasmic reticulum to Golgi vesicle-mediated transport
Cellular component (GO): nucleus; TRAPP complex; cytoplasm
Source: RefSeq, a predicted model, not a curated record
UUUUGUAGGCGAAUGUAAACAAACCAAUAAUAAGAAGAAGCAUAUAAAUAAAAUCAUAAAAAAUAUAACUUUCAUUGAAAAAUAUACAACAUUUUAUUAAAAAACUAACAAUGGCUGUUUGCAUUUCAAUAAUUGGCAAGGAUAACGCCCCUCUUUACUUGUCCACCACGGACAUGGACAAGGAGUUGGAGCUGCAGUAUCGUGUACAUGCUGCCCUUGAUGUUAUAGAAGAGAAAUGUCAACCGGUUGCUAAGGGCACACCGGAAAGUAAAGAAGUUUAUUUGGGACAAUUAUAUUCGACGGAGACACACAAAAUUUAUGGCUAUGUGACAAAUAGUAAAAUCAAGUUUAUACUGGUUAUAGAUUCGGGAAAUAUUGCCUUAAGAGAAAAUGAAGUUAGAGCGAUGUUUCGUAAUCUUCAUAUGCUUUACACCGAUGCUGUUUGUAAUCCCUUUUACUUACCCGGCGAACCGCUUAACUCCAAAAAAUUCGAUCGUUCCAUACAGAAACUUAUGAGUGGUAGUAUUUAAACAAAAUUUUUAAUAAAAAACAUCUUAAAAUAAA